UAACAUAAGAGCUCUGAGACGAGAAGUAGGCGAGUCGGCAAAGAAUGCAGCCGUCUCCGGCUCUCUUUGUCUAUACACGCUUGCUAACUAUUUAUUUAAAUUAUCGGCUAUAAAUCCGAGCCGUCGUUCAUUGAUGAAAUCGAUGAAUUUCAGGCGCUAGCGUAAAAUUGCGAAAUUCUCUCUGCACCGUGAGGGGUAUUUUUAGAUAGCCGCGAGCGCGCGACAGUGUGAAUCUCCGAUGACUAUAAGCUACUUUUUUUCCUUUCCUCGAUUGUCUUUUGAAUUAUUAUACAUAUACUUAUAAUACGCACCGAUACGAGGUCUCGUACGUGCCUGCGCGCUAUUAUUAGUUUAUCAGGCAUAUUGUAAAGUGAUACUUUAUAAAUAAUUGCAAAAUGGCUGAGCUGAAUUGAAUGCAAUUGCUCGGAGUCGUUCUUUUUUCGCGUUUCGCUCUUGAACAGGAUGUGGAUAAGAUACAUUUUUACGAGAUAAUACAAGUGCUCCUGCAGCCUUUGGCUGAAGAUUCAACCGAAGAGGCACUUGACAAAGAACUUGAGAUGGACAAGAUUAUUUGAGAAACUUUCAUAAAUCAAAGGCUUGUCGAAUGUUACAACAAAAUUCGUUGGCUUGAUCCUUUUCAAAACAGGAUGAAGACCGCUCACUCGAUGCUUACAACGCGCUCCUGUCUUUCAGUAAUGCCAAUUGGACCAUUGAGUCCAACAAUUGUCACACUCGCAGCAUACGCAAAUCAGGAAGAAGUGGCUUUUGUAAUUCAAGUCAGAGCAUAGUACCUAGAAAAACGCGCUAAUAGCGCGUUUAUUAUUUAUCCAAUGGGAAAAUAUGCCAAUGGUUGACAAUUUUCACAGCUCUCGCAACUACUUCAAAAAGAUUUUAUUGUCUUGGUGAUUUUUGAUCUUGAAGAAAAUUGAUAUAGCUUGCAAAAAAGCAUUAAUUUGUAAUAACAUUGCAAAGACUGUAAAUACAAUAAUCAUGGAAGCAUCGGCAAUGCCACAUCUGGGUCAAGCUGCUUCUGCAGCUUGCACUAUGGCCACAAAUUUUUUGGCCCCUGUAAAAACGGAGCGUCAAAUUUACGAAAAUUCUAUGCUUGAAGAUGAUCCUAAUGCUAAUUCAGUGGUGCCCACUUCAGCUGAAGACAGAAAUGCUCCAAGGUGGGGUCCGAAUCACAAAGGUGCUCAAGAAUUAGCAAGUUUGUAUAGUGGAGGCAAAAGAUUGCAAGAAACAGUAUGUGUAUGUGUUUGCAUAGCUCUUAUGUCCAUCAAUAUACUAUUCAUACUCAUUCGAAUAAAGCUGGAGAAUUUGGGUUCAAUAAUCAUUGGUGCAUUAUGUGGAAUCAUUACCGCAGACUUCAUUUCUGGUUUUGCUCAUUGGGCUGCAGACACAUGGGGAUCCAUUGAGUUACCAAUUAUUGGAAAGAAUUUACUCAGGCCUUUUCGAGAACAUCAUAUAGAUCCAACAAGUAUUACAAGACACGAUUUCAUAGAAACAAACGGUGAUACAUUUGCAGUUACCAUACCAGUUCUCUGCAAACUGACAUGGGAUUUUCUCUUCUUGUCAGAGUCAGAAAUUCAGAAAAAAUUUUUCUGGAUCUGUUACUGGUAUCAACUUACAAUAUUCGUAGCACUAACAAAUCAAAUUCAUAAAUGGUCUCACACAUACUUUGGAUUGCCUUCGUAUGUUGUCUGGUUACAAGAGCACCGAAUAAUUUUGCCGAGACGACAUCAUCGCGUCCAUCAUGUUUCGCCACACGAGACGUACUUUUGCAUAACGACCGGUUGGUUAAACUGGCCCCUGGAAAAAUUGCAUUUUUGGUACAUAUUAGAGUGCAUAAUCGAAAGAACGACCGGUUGCAAACCCCGAGCUGAUGAUAUGAAAUGGGCUCAGAAGCGCACUUGAGGUACGAAUCAAUAAGCGAUUCUUUUCAAUGAUAUUGUUGCAUUAAGAUUUCUACAGACUUCCUAGUGUUAAAUACGAUGUCGCAUUGUUUUUGUUAUCUCAAAGUUUUGACCCUUUGACCCCGAAUUCUUUUUCAAGCAGAAACUAAUCAUUUUAGAGGUCUCGCUAUUAAAAUUCAAACUUAACGGUAUGCCUUUCAAUCGCUUAAAAAUAACGAGGGGUUCAAGGUGUUAAUUCCAUGUUUUGCAUUGGUUCUCGAAAAACCGAUAUAAGUAUUCUAUAAAUAAUCUAGAGAGUUGCGCAAUAACGUUAUCAAAGAAUAUAUUUUAGCAUCGGGGAAAGAAUUUUCGACACAAAAGCCUUAAAAGACUGUGUGAGUAGUAAGUCAUUGAAAAAAAAAGAAAUAUAUUUAUAUUAGGAGACAAAUCAACUAGAUGUGUGAGAACUUUGGCCUUAGAAAUUAGACGAGGAAAGAAGCGAGAAAUUAUUUAGAAUAUAAACGUCAAUCGAAUUAAAUACAAUAUAAAUGUGAAUUUCGAAUAAGUUUCACGCCCAAGACGCUUACGUAAAGAUUUGUAAUGAAAUUCAUACAGAUUUAUAAAUCACAAUAUACAGAAGUAUCUCUAUAUAAAUCGUCAUCGAUUGCUAAUUUUUCUCGUUAGAAUAAAUGUUAAUUUUUUCAAUGCAAAUGCAAUGUAUAAAGUACUUCGUAUAACGAUAGUCCAUUUUUGUAGAGAACGCGAAACCAUUUUUACAAUAAGCACAUGCCUAACGAAUUUAAAUAUAGGAAUUUAGAAAUGUAUCGAUGCAUCAAGGUAUCAUACAUUGACGGAUGUUAAUUUUGCAUCGAUUCGCAAAAUAUUAAACGCACGCAACGCCUAAGCUAUUUUAUCGCGCCUGCACAGCGCGGAUUUUCCCUGAACCUUAUAUUCAUAGUAUAUUUCAAAAUGUCAAUCACGAAGUGCUCAGAGAUAUUUUCGAUCGACCGUUAAAAACGAAUGAGGAGUGCGAAGCCUCGUUGUUUCCUCGUUAUUCGCACCGUUUCAAUAUUAAUAUUAAAUUUUGCGAGUUUAACUUAUGUAUUUAUUUAUUGAAAUAAUUUAUUAACAAAUGUUAUGUUUGCUUGUUAUUUCAAACGUCGAUAAUCAUUACUAUAAUCGGUAAUCGUUGCAUAAACUAUUCAUGAAAAUUGGUUUUCGUUUACAGAAGCAUCGUUAUGAAAAUUUCAGUUUACCGUGUUUCUUGUUUGUUUUCGGAUAUUUGAAUUGGCCAGUUCAAAGCAUACACUUUAAAACACUUUGUAAACGGAUGAAUGGCGUAAUUAGAAACUUGCUCAAUAGCUUGCGUAAAUUGAUGUUAUUUGUAUACUCUACAUCAUUUAUUUGAUUAUGAAUAAGGAAACAACGAGUGAAUGUUCUCCAGAUAAAUUAUCUAAUAGCCAUUUGCGUACACGCGUAUAGGUGAACGUUACAAAAAAAGUGUAAAGCAGCUGCGUUAGUCGCGGAAAUUAUAAAAAUAUAUCUAAUGAAUAGUCCGCAAAAUAAGCCUUAGCAUAUAAACAAUCGAUAUCUCAAUUGUAGUUUACGCCAGUUUACGUCGCGCCAGCAAGGUCGCCGCCAGACCUUAAACAUGAUAUUCGAAAUGUGCCGCUUAACAAUGCACUACUUGACCAAUAAAUUGGCGAAAAUCCGUAUCGCUCUAGUCUGUCAACCGACCCUCGGACAACGUUCACCUAUACCUAUAACGCGAACAAUGCGCGUGUAUCCAAGCACAAAAUUCACUAAGCGAAAGUAAGGUGCUAAGAAUAACGUACAAGUUUCGGGUUCAGGGACCAAUAAGAGACCUUCACUUUGCUCUCGCGCGACGGAGCAAGGGUGAGUUUUUCGGGAUAAAAAGCUUCAGCGCCAGAGCGCAUAUUCAAUGUCGCGAUGCGACUAGUCACGCGCGCCAUUAUAGUUCCUCAUUUUAUCGAAAGAAUAAAGUUUAAUGAAAUAAAAACCUACGAUAAAGCAACCAACGCGUAUAAUAUUAAACUGAAAAACUUCUAUAUUAACUGUUAAUUAUACUGAUGUAAUUGCAAAAUAUUAUUAACCGACGAAUUUUGAAAGAUUUACGAUUCCUAUUGCAUAUUACAGCUGUGCGUCUUGCUUUCUUUUUAUAUUAUACAAUACACCAACGCUAUAUUUUUAUGUAUUUACAAUGUUUAUUCGUGUCAGACCCACAGCUGAUGUGUGGAAACCAAGCUAAUUAUAUGAUGUCUAUAUACCGUCAAAUGAGCCUUGAUUUCUAUAUAACACAAUGAUGCAUUGUUUUUUUAAUUGAGCGCUUCCUUUUGAGUGCGCCAAUGACUUUUGAUGUUUCGUAAUUUUUGCAACUUUUAUAAAAUCAAGACUCAAUUUGUACAGGAUUUUUAUGUAAUAAAGUGUAUAAUCUUUAACGUUCAGCAAAAAAUGCACACGUAACUGUGUAAGAGAAAGCGUUUUUGUAAUUAUAUCGGUGCAGCUAAUAUGAAUAAUUGUUUAAAGCAAUAUGUAAUUUUAUGUAAAAAGCAAGAUACUUUGAUUUAUUCUUGUAACUACGCAAUGAUCUAACAAAUCAAUUGAUUUUUAUAUUAAGAUAAACUUGGGUGAUACUAAGAAUGUUACUUUGUACAAAAGUAAAUAAUCCAUUCUAAUCAACGAUGCCUAAGUAAUAUUAAUUAUCGCACUCAACUUUCAUGAAUGCAUCGCCAUAAACUACUGUUAACUUUUCAUAAGAAAAUAUGCAAAAUUAAAAGAGCCUUCAAGUGUACCAAUAACGACGGAAUUUACAGCAUAACGAAAAUCAGCGCACACGCGAAAUAGACGCCUUAAACCAGAAGAAAACGUCCAUGCUUCUCAUUGCAGAGGGCAAUAUUGAUAGUAUAAACAUAAACAAAUAUUAUAUACACUCUAUAAGUCACCACUCGCCUUUUAUAAAAAAAUAAAACUUAAAAAGAAAAAAUAUGCAAAAGCUUUAAACUGUGCUACGAUAAAUUUUUACGAGCAUAAAAAUGUGCAUAUGUCAAAGCAGCUUUAAUCAAGCAUUGGAUAUAUAAUUACUUACUUUUUGUCUGACAUACACACACAUAUUCAUGUGAAAUGUUUGCUAUUGAUUAAAAUAGUUUUAUAUUUUAAGCAUUUAGUUGAUCCGCCAGGAUUCUAGUAAAAAUCAAAUUAUGAUUUAAGUGAUCAACAUUAAACAUAUGAAGCAUGACUCUAACUCUGUAAAUAUUAUGUGGUUGGUGUUACAAAACUUGUAGAUAUUACCAUCCAUCGUAACAGGUUAUCGUAUUUAUCUUUUCACGCAGAGCGAGAAAGUAUUUAGAUUUUUUUAAAUUAAAUCACAUUUAUUAAAAAAAAAUUUGUUCUAGUAUUUUUUAUCAGUAGCGCGAGGUACUUUAAUAACUAAUAAAUGCCUACUUGAUACACUCAAUAGUCUGAUUUGAUAAUGUUAAAAUUUUUUUUAGUCAAACAAAAUAUUCUUAAAUGCCAAUGGUAAAAAUAAAUCAAAUUCAGAAUAUAAAA
Nasonia vitripennis (jewel wasp) is the source of this 5459-nucleotide messenger RNA. RefSeq names its product transmembrane protein 189 (gene Kua). The record is from RefSeq and is a predicted model, not a curated record. The coding region runs from base 991 to 1914 and encodes 307 amino acids. NCBI's taxonomy places the organism in Eukaryota, Metazoa, Arthropoda, Insecta, Hymenoptera, Pteromalidae. The transcript is spliced from 5 exons. Gene Ontology annotation, molecular function: oxidoreductase activity.